AUGGAGGAGUCAACUGGUGCUCUGAAAUACAUGAAAACAAUGAUUAGUGUUAAUCAACACAAUAGCUCACAGAUAGACACAGUACGACCAUUCCCCUUGAAUCUCAACAAGAACUCUAUGAUCUCGCGCAUCACGGCCGAUGCCUGGAUUAUGCUCGGGACCUGUCUAGGUCACAUGAGGAGAUCUUACUGGCUGGAGCGCAGCCAGGCCGUGGACAGAGUAGGCUCUAGAACUCCUCGCCUACUUAACAACGCCUGGUCACGGACUGCCUCUUCAGAUCUGGAUGGCUUUAUCCCACCGGCUCCUCCCAUGCAAGCACCAGAACUUCCAUUACCAGAAGCAAACCCCUGGAGAAGGGACUACCCACAGGAAGGCCGAGGUCGGCAGAUGGACGCUUAUGUUGAUGACUUGUUUGAGCCAGUGCUGGAUAAUGGACCUCCGGAUGCAGAGCGAGUGGCCCAGCUAAACCGCAGAAUGAGAGGAGCAGGAGGAGUCGGACCAAUGCGCAAUGGACUUUAUGGAGCAGGUGUACCUAUGUCAAUGCCUACUUAUCCAAUGGGAGCACCAGUGACUCCCUCCAUGCCUGUCUACGGCACCAACCCGAUGAUGCCAACCAUGCCAGCUAUGAUGAUGCCACCGAGCCCAGCGAUGAACCCGAUGAUGAACCCUAUGAUGAAUCCGAUGAUGCCCCCUCCCAUAGCGGACCCCAUGCAGAUGGCAGCCACUCAACAGGCCCUUAUCAACCAACAAGCUGUUCUUAUGGCUCAGCAGAUGACCAUGCAGGCCAUGACUCUAUCCCAGCAGCAGCAACAGGAGAUGCAGAAGAAACAACAGCGCCAAAGAGGGCUGAGAGAAGAGAGAGAAGAGAGAGAGGAGCGGGAAGAAAGGGAGGAGAGAGAAGAGGAGGAGAGGAGAAGGAAGAGACGCUCUCAGCGCAAACCCAAAGAGCGCUCCAGAUCACCAUCUCCACCGCGCUCCCCUCCAUCUUCCCCUAAAAACAAAACAACAGCUGUCAAACGCACCACCAGUGUCAAGAGGCCUGAGCCAGAGCCAGAGACAGAAGUAGACUUACCUGACCCUGAAGACCUGCAGUCAGUCCGAGACAAGUUGGAGUUCUUUGAGAAAAUUGGAGAAAACGGUGUGAAACAGCGCCCAGUGUCUCCCUUGUGCCCCUCUUCCUCCUCCCCACCUGUGAGACAACAUCACUCUCCACCCCGGUCCACUCCCUCUCCUCCCCCUGUCAAACCCAAACCUAAAGCAAAGAGCCCAAAGCCUGCUCCUGCCAAAGAAGACAGCACACCCAAACCAAGCCCUUUGACCCAACCACGCCCUGAACCCACCUCAAACAUCAGAGAAAUCAUCAAACAGUACAACAGCCGUCCUGCUCCUGCGCCAGUGUCCAUCCAGCCUGCCAGACCAAGUAAAAAGCAAUUUGUGAAGAAGACUGACCCUAAACAGGAAGCUCUGGAUAAACUAAGAAAUAAGUCCCCAGCUAAAGAACAAAAGAAACAGUGGACCCCUCUACCUCCUCCCGUCAAGGCUAAACCGGCCCCACCUCCUCCCAGGGCCCCCUCCCCACCACGCUCUCCUGUGUCCACUAGGGGGCGAAGAGCCAUUUCUAACAACAUGAGGCAGAAACAGCGCCCUUUGGAAGAGCUGUUCAGUUCCCAGCGCUCAAAGCAGGCACCUCCUCCACCUCCACCUGAAAUGCCUCCCCCUCCACCUCAAGCCCCUCCUCCUCCACGUGAAGCUCCUCCCCCUCCACCUGAGCCUGCACCUUUUUUUUACAGCAUCCCGGACCCCCCGGAAUUAGCCGCUCCCACUCUCAUUGAAGAUGAUGAAGGUCUUUCCUCUCGGUUACAUCGCUUCCUCCCUCAGAACUACCUCUCCUACGCCAGAGUCCCUGGCAAGUUGUUCCUACGUAAAGAGGUGUUUUAUCCUAGAGAGCUGUUUAACCGGGCCUACGUUCUCAAUCUUCUGUGUGAACAGAUCAUGAGAGACACGUACUCAGACAGCUGCCUCCGGAUCAGCCGAGAAGAGAGGAGGAAAAUGAAAGAUCUACUUGCAAACUUCAGUGUUGGCACAACAAUAAGCACGAUCCAGGAUGACUUCAUGAAGAAGAGAAUUGUCAUUGCGGCUCGAGACAACUGGGAGAACUAUUUCAGCAGAUUAUUUCCUGUCAAGGUGGGCAGUCAAGAUGCACAGAUUUUAGGAGUGACCCAUCGAGGGAUCCGCCUCCUCAAGGUGGUCCGUGCCUCGGGUAUCAACCCCAAACACCUCCGACUUCUUCGUAGCUACAGUUUUGCAGAGAUGAUGUCUGUAGAGCUCAGAGGUCCAGAAAAAGUGGAGGUGGAGCUGAAAAACGAGAACAUGGUGCUUCAGUCUACCAGGGCUCCUCAAAUCUCUGCCAUGAUCAGGCACUUCCUACAUGAACUCAUCCAGGGCUCAGGUCACGUGGUGGCACUGAAGAGUCACAUAACAGAUGACAAAAGCAUGCUCAGCUUCACCAGAGGAGAUGUCAUCAGACUGCAGGCGGUAGAAGGACUCCAGACAGGCUGGAUGUUUGGUUCCACCGGGGGGCGCUCUGGUCUGUUCCCAGUUGAACUCACUCAACCUUCUGCUGCUCCGGACUACCACGGUCUGCACCUGGACCGAAGAGAUGAGAGGAGGAAAAGCAUGAGGAGCAUGAGGCCUCCCCCAGG
This is a messenger RNA of Boleophthalmus pectinirostris (great blue-spotted mudskipper), 2702 nucleotides long. Its product is annotated as unconventional myosin-XVB-like. The annotation marks the transcript as partial. Lineage: Eukaryota; Metazoa; Chordata; Actinopteri; Gobiiformes; Gobiidae. The record is from RefSeq and is a predicted model, not a curated record. Gene Ontology annotation, molecular function: protein binding. The transcript is spliced from 21 exons.